Penicillium diatomitis is the source of this 1686-nucleotide messenger RNA. RefSeq names its product Iwr1 domain-containing protein. Gene Ontology annotation, cellular component: cytoplasm. Lineage: Eukaryota; Fungi; Ascomycota; Eurotiomycetes; Eurotiales; Aspergillaceae. The coding region runs from base 1 to 1686 and encodes 561 amino acids. Gene Ontology annotation, biological process: protein import into nucleus. The transcript has 3 exons. The record is from RefSeq and is a predicted model, not a curated record.
AUGGCAUUACCACCAGAGCAGAUCAAUAUCAAACGUCGUCGGGAAGAGGAGCCCGUGGAGACUCUCUACAUUCAGUCCGCGACACACCAAAGCAAGCGCCGCUUUACCGACUACGUCUUUGAGCGCGUCACACUCAGUCGCGAGGAUGUGGUGACGAAGGACCCGACUCAGCUUCCGCCGGGACAUCCUGCUACACAACGAGCCUUGCGCACUCCUCGAUCCGUGAGCAGCUUGCACAUUCCCAAUCGUCGAGCGGCUGCAGCUGCAGCCGCUGCAGCACAGCCUACAAAUACUAGUGGAAUCCCCGUCGUACGAGCAACUUCGCCAGGAGCUGAGAUUCGUGAAGCUCAACGUCUCGCCGCUGCUCGAAGGGAAGCCGAGGAAAACCGUCAACGUCUAUUGCAAACCCCGCCGCAACCUCAGUCUGGCGCCCAGUCGGUAUCGAGCCAAGCUCCGUCUACACCGUCGGAACAAGGGCACAAUAAAACGGGAGAGACACUUGCUGUACAGGGUCUAUCCAGUCGGACGCAAUCUCUUCGUCGAUUCCAAAUUUCUCGCUCUAGUAGUCCUAGCCUUGGUGCGCCCGGGACUCUCGCAGGUGGAAUUCAGAAAAGACGAGCCGAUGGCGCCGCGCCGGGUGUCGCGGUCCUCGUUGAACAGCUUCGUCGUCAGCCGCAUUCCCGCAAAGCGUCCAUGGUCGCGGGUUUGGUCGACCAGGCUCGUGUGGAAUCCGUCAUCAACGAAGAACCCGACGAUGCCCCCGUGAAGCCGCGAAAACGUCCCGUCGUCAAUCAAGCGGAGAAGAGAUGGCGUGAGGAACGGCAAGUUGCCAUCAAUGCGGCCAAGCAGCAUAUCUCCGAGGUGCUGGAUAAAUCGGCGCGCCAGACAAGUCAUCACACUUGGGAAGAGGAGUCGGAGCACCUGGCGAAAGAUUUCGAGCAAGUCGCGCUGGAGUUGGAACAGGACCGGGCGCGUGAACAUGAUCAUGAGAUGGAGAUUGACGAUCACAGCAUCAACGUGGCAUCGGCGCAGCAGUCACAGGCACGGAAUGUCCCAAUGCCCCUCUCACCUCCCAAGCCAAUGAAGUAUCAGCCUCGGCCACCGAAACAGCCACGUGCGGUACCUCGACACGCACCCUCAGUUUCCAAUGCGGAAGGGGAGGGUGUUGUGGCCGAGACUGCCACUGGCGUGGCUGGCGCCAACUCUGCCGUGGCAGAGGAGAACGAGGAUGACUAUGUCUACGAUGUGUACAUCCGACGACCAUUAUCCGAGAGCGAAAUGCUCACCAACCCUCUGGCCGAGCACGAAUGUGAACAGCAACUUCAACAGAUCGAAGCCGCGAACCGGGGCAUCGGUGUCAUUGUGAUCACUGCCGAGGACGAGGAAUACUGGGAACACUUUGUGGAGGACGAAGAGGAAGAAUGGGAUAGUGAGGACGCAGAUUCCAAUGCCGAAAACAAUCCCGCCAAUGAAUACCCCGACGAAGAACUGACCUCCUCUGACGAAGACGAUGACCCGACGGCUAUUUAUCGCAAAUCUCAUUACCGAGCGGGCUCUGACGACGAAGAGUAUGACAUUGAUGAUUCGGACAGUGAUGGUGGGGCCCGCUUCGGAUCGGGAUCGAAAUAUGGCUUCUCGCAUCGAUAUGCGUAUGCUGGGGAUGGAGAUUCAGACGAGGAUAUGUAA